AAACCAUAAAAUCCCAAACCCUAACGCUUUCUCAUCAGUUGCUCUCCUGCUUCUGCAACUCAUAGCCACCCACAGCCUUCGAAAGCAGGAGAAAGCAUACAAGUCAUUGCUCCCCUCUAUAAGAUCAUGCCCUCCAUAGCUCUGGCUAAUAAAUUUUCAGAUUCCAAAGACAAGAAAGAGAAUAAGAUGAAGAAGAAAAUAGCUUUGGAAACUUCAGAGCCAGACUCUGCAAAUCCGGGCAAGACGAAGAACUUGAUGGCGUUUAAGACUGAAGAUGAAAUCUUUUCUGACAAGAAGGAGAAGACGAAAGAUAAGAAGAAACGAAAAGCUGUAGACAUUCACUCUGAAGAUGAACAGAGGAGCGAGACGAGCUCGGAGCUUGUGGAGCCAGUGAAUUUGAAGGCAAAGAAAACAAAAAAGAAGAAUAAGAAGGCUAAGGUCGCCCAAGAGGAGGAUGAGGAGGUACAAGAAGAGGUACCGAAGGCCAAGGAUCCUAAUGCGAUCUCGAGGUUUCGCAUUUCUGAUCCUCUGAGGGAGAAGCUCAAGGCCAGAGGGAUCGAGUCGUUGUUCCCAAUUCAGGCCAGGACCUUCGAUGAUAUUCUCGACGGCUCUGACUUGGUUGGUCGCGCCCGAACUGGUCAGGGUAAAACUCUGGCUUUUGUGUUACCUAUUUUGGAGUCGCUAACAAAUGGACCUGCAAAAGCAUCAAGAAAGACAGGGUAUGGUAGGCCUCCAAGCGUUCUGGUUCUUUUACCCACCAGGGAAUUAGCCAGUCAGGUGUACGAUGACUUCAAAGUUUAUGGUGAGACACUGGGUUUGACAUCCUGCUGUUUAUAUGGAGGAGCUUCAUACAAUCCUCAAGAGAUGAGCCUAAAAAGAGGGGUGGAUAUAGUUGUUGGAACCCCAGGCCGCAUAAAGGAUCACAUAGAGAGGGGCAAUAUUGACUUAAGCUUGCUGAAAUUCCGAGUCCUUGAUGAGGCUGAUGAAAUGUUGAGGAUGGGCUUUGUUGAAGACGUUGAACUUAUUCUUGGAAAAGUUGAGGAUGUAAGCAAAGUUCAGACUCUUCUCUUCAGUGCCACCUUGCCAGAUUGGGUGAAACAUAUUUCUUCUAGAUUUCUUAAACCAACCAAGAAAACCAUAGAUCUUGUUGGUAAUGAGAAAAUGAAGGCUAGUACCAGUGUUAGGCAUAUUGUCCUUCCCUGUUUUACUUCAGCGAUAACUCAGCUUAUUCCUGAUAUUAUUCGUUGUUAUAGCAGUGGAGGCCGUACAAUUAUUUUCACUGAGAAAAGGGAAUCUGCAAAUGAACUUGCUGGUUUGUUACAUGGAGCACGGGCUUUACAUGGGGAGAUACAACAGUCUCAACGCGAGGUCACCCUUUCUGGGUUCAGGUCGGGCAAAUUCAUGACAUUGGUAGCCACAAAUGUCGCAGCUCGGGGACUUGAUAUAAAUGAUGUGCAAUUAAUAAUCCAGUGUGAACCACCUCGUGAUGUAGAAGCUUAUAUACAUCGUUCUGGACGGACAGGAAGAGCAGGCAAUACUGGAGUUGCUGUAAUGCUCUAUGAUCCGAGGAGGUCCAAUAUAUCAAAGAUUGAAAAAGAAUCUGGUGUGAAAUUUGAGCACAUUGCUGCCCCUCAGCCAGCUGAUAUUGCCAAAGCUGUUGGUGUUGAAGCAGCAGAAAAAAUAACUCGAGUUUCUGACAGUGUGAUUCCUGCAUUCAAGUCUGCAGCAGAGGAUCUAUUAAAUACAUCGGGCUUGUCAGCAGUAGAUUUACUUGCAAAAGCCCUUGCCAAGGCUGCUGGCUAUACUGAGAUAAAGAGUAGAUCACUUCUAACAUCCAUGGAAAACCAUGUCACGGUGCUACUUGAAGCUGGAAAACCCAUCUAUACACCAUCAUUUGCUUUUGCCAUCUUGAGGAGAUUCUUACCUGAGGAUAAGAUGGAGUUGGUGAAGGGUAUGACCCUGACAGCUGAUGGGAAUGGUGCUGUAUUUGAUGUGCCUGGUCCAGAUCUGGACAUAUUUCUUGCUGGCCAGGAAAAUGCAGCUAAUGUCAGCAUACAGGUGUUACAAGCAUUGCCACCCUUGCAAGAAAGAGACCAAUCAAGGGGAAGAUUUGGUGGUGGUGGUGGUAGGUUCUCAGGGGGCAGAGGUGGCAGGGGCAGGGGAUUUUCUGGUGGAAGGAAUGGUAAAUUCUCUAAUGGCUUUGGCGGUGGGAAAAAAUGGUGAGGGACCUAAAUCUGUAGGAACAAAUGGCAAGCAGCCAAGGCCUCUAAUUUUGUUUCCAUGAUUGAUGAGGAUUGGCAGCGUUGAUUUACAGCUACAGGAAGAAGAAUCUUUUUUUGAUAAUGAAGAAAAUACGUAAUCUGCAGGAUGAAGAAUCAUUUUUUGAUAAUGAAGAAAAUACGUAAUUACAGUCCAAAGGAUGUAAAGUCAGGAUUGCUAACGCAGCAAUACAUAUUAGUGUUUAUCCUUUUUUUUUUCCCAUGAAAUUGAUAGGUUAUGCUAUUUGUAUUUGAUUUAUUGGGAAUUUUGUUGUCACCCCAUUUUGUAUUGAAUUCUGCUGGAAAUUACGCAAUUUUAGCUAUUUGACUAACAAUGGGACCCGUAUUUAUAAUAAUUUCUCUUAUUUUGUUC
This is a messenger RNA of Manihot esculenta (cassava), 2631 nucleotides long. Its product is annotated as DEAD-box ATP-dependent RNA helicase 7. Gene Ontology annotation, molecular function: RNA binding; helicase activity; ATP binding. NCBI's taxonomy places the organism in Eukaryota, Viridiplantae, Streptophyta, Magnoliopsida, Malpighiales, Euphorbiaceae. The transcript has 14 exons. The record is from RefSeq and is a predicted model, not a curated record. Bases 127 to 2223 code for a protein of 698 amino acids.